Scophthalmus maximus (turbot) is the source of this 1809-nucleotide messenger RNA. RefSeq names its product cytokine receptor family member B16 (gene il20rb). Gene Ontology annotation, molecular function: interleukin-20 binding. The transcript has 8 exons. Bases 513 to 1547 code for a protein of 344 amino acids. The record is from RefSeq and is a predicted model, not a curated record. Lineage: Eukaryota; Metazoa; Chordata; Actinopteri; Pleuronectiformes; Scophthalmidae.
AAGCAGACGAGGCCGAACAUUCAGUCACAAAGAAAAGGAACAGAAAUAAAAUGUCCGAUUCACAUUUCUUCAGGUGUGUUUGCGAGAUUUGACCUGUAAAUCAUCAUCUGACAGCUCGACGCCCCGAAGAGGGAACUGAGAACGAGUCCGACCGGCUCCGCGGCCCAGGACACACACACACACACACACACACACACACACUUCUCAGAUCGCUGCGACACUCACAUGGCUUCAUAUGUUCAGGUGUGAGAAGCUGAAAUGAACUUAGACUCUGGAGGAUGUGGAUCUACAGCUGAACCUUCGACCUUCAGGGUGUUUUUAUUCACCUCUUGGAUGAAAGUGAAGGACGGAUCCAAAAUGUGCACCACAUGAAAACCAAACACAACUAACAGCUUCUCCUUGGUGGAUCGUACCUUCUGUCCUGGACCGGUUGACUGGUGGUGGGUUUUGAACAUGGACGUGGCCCGACCGUCUUCCUUCCUCCUCUUCCUCUGGACCUGAGCGUCGUGGUCAUGACACCGAGGCGGUCUGUGGUUCUGCUGCUGACGACGGUCACGAUGCUGCUGCACGCAGACGUGUGGAUGCUGCGGCCUCCCGACCCCAUCUCCAUGGAGUCCGUGGACAUGAGGCACACACUGAGGUGGCGCCCCCUGCAGCACGCGUGCAACACGUCCGUCCUCUACUCGGUCCAGUUCCAGGGGGAGUUCGAGCUGACGGUCCUGAGCGGCCGGUGGCUCAACGCCCCCGAGUGUCAGCUGAUCCGUCACACUCACUGCGACCUGACCCUUGACCUGGGCUCCGACUCCGACUACAACAUCAGGGUCAGAGGUCAGUGCGGGUCACAGCGCUCAGCCUGGGCCGAGCUCCGCCCACCCUUCAACCGCAGAGACACCGUCCUGACGGUGCCGGAGAUGACGGUGUCUGUGGCGGGCGACGCCCUUCAGGUGUCCUUCCACAAACUUCCUCUCACAGCCGUCGUCAGGGUGACGGUGUGGAAGAAGGGCGACGAGCUCCAGGCUGUGGUCUACUCGAUGCCGGCCGAGCAGGCAGUGCAGCACGUCCCCGCCCUGCAGGAGGGAGCGGUGUACUGCGUCAGAGCUCAGACCAUCCUGGGGACACAGCUCCAGAGCAGCAGCACUGACACCCAGUGUGUUCCCAUCACAGGUCCAGACGCAGCGUGGAAGAGUCCGACCACGGUGACGGUGACGGUCGUCGUCAUGGCCGCUCUCCUGUUCGCCGUGUUCAUGUCCAUCGUUCACUGGCGUCCGGACGUCUGCCAGACGUACUUCCGCAAAGAGCCAAUACCCAACUUCCUGCAGCCGACUGGUUGGGACGUUCAGAGCCCGAUGAGUCAACAGAACCUGGAGGUUUGUGAGCGGAUCGUCGUGGUGCAGAGCGUCGACUCCGACCGCCGGGCGUCCAACACCGACACGCCGUUCCCGCCACAUCCUGAAGAACUGGGCGGUGAACUGCUGCUGCCUCUGGAUUGUGUGGAGUCUUACCACCCUCAGAGACCUUGGGACGUCCCCAGAUAUCUGUCAGACUAAAGGGUCUGAUUCACUGAGACACUGAACAUAGAAGUGUCUUGUGUGAAUGUGACUUUGAUUGUGUAAGAUAUAUUUAUUAUUAUCAUUAUUAUCAUUAUUAUUAUUUUUACGUUUGUAGCUUUUAUCAUCUGUCUUAUUGUACUUUAACUUUUUUUGUAUUUUAUAUUCGUUUCUUCCCAAUUUUUUAAAUUUUUUAUGUAAAGCACUUGAAUUGUCUUGUUGUUGAAUCGUACUUUAUGAAAUAAACUUGUGUUCCCUUUAA